AUGGAUCCAAAUCAAGAUAUGAGUAAUAUGUCAGCUGAAGAGGUUAGAGAUCAAGUAAACAAGAUUAGAAUGGAGAUGUUUCUAGAUAGAGACAAGAACAAGUUUGCAGUGAUCCCUUUUAUCAAACAAAUAGCACCGGUCAAUGAAAUGCAAGACUUGAUCAUGAAUAGCUGUGUCACUCAUUCAGUUAGAGGAGGUGUCAUGGGUGGUGCAAUGGGUUUCAUGUUUGGUGCAUUGUUCUCUGCCAACUCGGGUUGGGUCGAGCCACCACUCGGUCAACCUACUCCAUUGUGGAAGCAAGUCAUCGAAGGUUUCAAAGAACAAGGAAAGAGUGGUGUUAGAAGUGCAAAGGCUAUGGCUGUCAUCACUCUCAUGUAUACAGGUGUUGAAUGUGUUGUAGAAAAGGCUAGAGGUAGAUCUGAUAGAUUAAACUCGGUUUAUGCUGGUUGUGCUACUGGUGCUGUCUUGGCUGGUAAAGCUGGUCCAAAAGCUGCAGUUGGUGGAUGUAUAGGUUUUGCAAUGUUUGGUGUAGUAAUGGAUCAUUUCAUGGGUGGACAUGAAUAG
Molecule: messenger RNA, 564 nt
Organism: Cavenderia fasciculata
Lineage: Eukaryota; Evosea; Eumycetozoa; Acytosteliales; Cavenderiaceae
Exons: 2
Coding region: 1-564 (187 amino acids)
Biological process (GO): protein insertion into mitochondrial inner membrane
Cellular component (GO): TIM22 mitochondrial import inner membrane insertion complex
Molecular function (GO): transmembrane protein transporter activity
Source: RefSeq, a predicted model, not a curated record